This is a messenger RNA of Lipotes vexillifer (Yangtze River dolphin), 804 nucleotides long. It is a transcript of the gene CENPQ, whose product is annotated as centromere protein Q. The coding region runs from base 1 to 804 and encodes 267 amino acids. Gene Ontology annotation, cellular component: nucleus. The record is from RefSeq and is a predicted model, not a curated record. The transcript is spliced from 8 exons. NCBI's taxonomy places the organism in Eukaryota, Metazoa, Chordata, Mammalia, Artiodactyla, Lipotidae.
AUGUCUAGCAAAGCAAAUCCUUCUAAGAAAAGGUCUCAACAUUUAAAAAGAAAUCCAAAAAGAAAAAUUGAUAAUGAAGAAGCGGAGUUAUCAGAGGAAGAGGUUAGAAACACAGCGAAAAAAAAUAAAAGUCAUCCAAAACACCUGUCUUCUGAAGGACAAGCAAAGCAUACUAAUCUAAAACAGGUAAAGAUCGCAACCCACAAGAGAAAAACCUGGCAACCUCUUUCGAAGAGUAGCAGAGAACAUUUGCAAACUAUGAUGGAAUCAGUAAUAAUAGCAAUUUUGAGUAACAGUAUUAGAGAAAAUGAAAAAGUUCAGUAUCAUCUGAACUUCCUAAAGAAAAGAUUGCUGCAACUGUGUGAAACCCUGAAAGUCCCUCCCAAAAAGCAGCAAGAUUUAACUCAUGUGUCAAGUCUACUGAAAAUGGAAAGGGCACAGCACAGAGCUAAUGAAGAGGGUCUGGCAUUAUUGCAGGAAGAAAUAGAUAAAAUAGUGGAGACCGUAGAGUCAAUGACUGGGGAUAUUCACAGCCUAAAGAACAAAGUUCAUGUUCUGAGAAAUGAGGUAGAAGAAGAGGAAAGGAAGGUAAAACAGAUGUUUCAAAUAGAUAGUGAGGUACUCUCUCUUCCCGAACUUUCUCAGAAGAGUCUCAAAGCACCCAUACUUCAGAAAGAAAUUUUGAUGCUAAUUCCAAACCAGAAUGCUCUUCUGAAGGACUUAGAUGUUCUCCAUAAUUCACCCCAGAUGAAAAACAUGUUAACUUUCAUUGAAGAAGUCUAUAAAAGACUGGAUGCGUCUUAA